GUGGUAAAAAAAAUGAUUCGAGCGAGUCUAAUAAAAAGUUGAAGGUUCGAGAGAGAAGCGUCUCAGAGACUGUGAAAAUCAAAUCAAAAUCCUCUGUUACAGUGCGUGCGACGAUUUGGUCCCCGCCACCACCCCUCCUCCAUCUCUCUCUCUCUCUCCGUCUUGUGCGUCAAUUUGUCUCCUUCUCUCUCUCUCUCCGCGUCUACUUUUCUCCAGAUUACUACUACUAUUCCCAUCUCUGCCGCUUUCUUCGCCUCCUCUGUUCUCACUUUUCAUUUAGUGCUUCAAGGAUCUCACUUUCUCUUUCGUUUCCUUCAAUUGCUACAGCCCUUUUUCUCAGAGCAUUGCACAAAGUGAAAAGAGUCUCCCUACUCUGUUUCUGUCUGCAAGCAGCAACACCAUGCCUCUGUUUGAGCUUUUUAGGCUCUCCAAAGCUGCUCAAGACAAUAACACUUCUCCACCUGUAGAUGAAGUUGUCGAGCUGGUUUGGGAAAACGGUCAGAUUUCAACUCAAAGCAGAUCAAUGAACAUUCCUCCACAACACUCUGUUCAUCAUCAAGGAAACUCUUCUACACCUAGAGAGACCGGAAACACCUCAAAGACGACGUUGGUCGACGAGAUCCCUAUGUCAGUUCCCUCUCUAAUGACGGGUUUGAGUCAAGACGAUGACUUUGUCCCAUGGCUGAACCAUCAUCACCAUCACCAUCAUCAAUCCUUAGAUGGAUAUUGCUCCGAGUUCUUGCGUGACGUGUCUCCCGUUACUGUCAACGAGCAAGAGGAGGAUACGGAGAGAAGAAACAAUGGCAAUGGAUCAGCUUCUUCAUCGCGAGGGUAUAACAAUUCUCAAUCACAUCCUCUGUAUGGAACCGGUAGAGCUAGAGAUCCUGUUAGCCAACCAGAGACUACGCAGGAACCGUUAGUAACAACAAGUAACAAGCCUGGUUUGGUCAACUUUUCGCACUUCUUACGCCCUGCUACUCUGGGGAAGAGUACUAAUAAUAACAACCCUCAGGGCUCUAAAGAGAAGAGUCCUCAAACAACCCCGCCUAAUGUUUUUCAGACCAGAGUUCUUGGAGGAGCUAAAGACUCGGAAGAUAAGGUUGUAAACGAGUCUGUUGCUUCUGAUAUGCCUAAGGAUAACCAAAAGGCUUCAGAGGACUCUGGUAGAAAAGAGCAAGAGAGUGAGAAGGCCGUUGUGUGUUCUUCUGUUGGGUCUGGUAAUAGUCUUGAUGGGCCAACAUCUGAAAGUCCUUCACUUUCUGUAAAAAGAAAGCAUUCGGAUGUUGACUGUCAUAGUGAAGAUGUUGAUGGAGAAUCAGGAGAUGGAAGAAAAGAAACAGCUCCAUCUCGGACCGGCACUGGUUCAAAGAGAAGCCGCUCGGCUGAAGUACAUAAUCUAUCUGAAAGGAGACGGCGUGAUAGGAUUAACGAGAAGAUGCGUGCUCUUCAAGAACUCAUACCAAACUGCAACAAGGUGGACAAAGCUUCAAUGCUAGAUGAAGCAAUCGAGUAUCUCAAGUCACUUCAACUUCAAGUACAGAUCAUGUCUAUGGCUUCUGGUUACUACAUGCCACCGGUUAUGUUCCCACCGGGUAUGGGCCAUUACCCGGCUGCAGCAAUGGCGAUGGGUAUGGGAAUGCCAUAUGCAAUGGGCUUACCUGAUAUGAGCCGUGGCGGUCCCUUGGUUAACAAUGGACCACAGUUCCAUGUCCCGGGGAUGCAACAACCAGUGGGGAUGGGAAUUCCACGUGUCUCUGGUGGUGGUUUCUUCACGGGUUCUUCUUCAACGAUGGAGAUGAAUAAGAGUGAGGAUGGUUCGACUAGAGAUUUAUCGGGUGCUGCUAAAGAUCAAACGACGACAAAGGACAACAAUAGCUUGAGACCUAUUAAGAGAAAACAAGCUUCUUCUGAUCAGUUUUGUGGAUCAUCGUGACAUAAACACAAGCUUAAAAGACUGAUACGUUUAUGUAUUAUCGAUAGCAUUCAAAUAAAUCGGCUCUGAAACCCAUAAAUAAAUAAGGUUAGUUUGUGUUCUUCAAUAAUUAAAGAGCUUUUUGUUGCUUCUGUUCUCUAUAAUUUUCUUUUGUAAUUAGAAAGACUUGAAUUUAAUAUUUUCUUUACACGUAGAAUCUGUUGUUGGUAACA
This is a messenger RNA of Raphanus sativus (radish), 2145 nucleotides long. RefSeq names its product transcription factor PIF3. Bases 401 to 1933 code for a protein of 510 amino acids. Gene Ontology annotation, molecular function: DNA-binding transcription factor activity; protein dimerization activity. Gene Ontology annotation, biological process: regulation of DNA-templated transcription. NCBI's taxonomy places the organism in Eukaryota, Viridiplantae, Streptophyta, Magnoliopsida, Brassicales, Brassicaceae. The transcript is spliced from 7 exons. The record is from RefSeq and is a predicted model, not a curated record.